AUGUUGGAAGAACAGCAAGGAGGCCGUGUGGCUGGAGCAGAGAUGAUGUCACAGAGGCUGGGGGCAUCUGGAACCCUGGGGGCUCCUGGCUUCCGCAUCAUCUUCCAGGAAGGCCACCUGGGUAGGUUGGCUCCUCCUGGGACCAGCCUUCAAAGACACAAUGCACCUUGGGCUGCUGCCAGGAGCCACUUCCGUCUAGGACCGCCAGGUCCCUGCUGCUCUGCUUAACUGUCCCUGAGCCCCUGUUCAAGGUCACCUCCAUUCCCACCUGGCCACGGGCUCCCUGGGAGACCCUGGAGAUGCCCGGAGGCCUCCUGUCCACCGUCCCCAGCGGGACCUAGCUCCACGCCACAGCCAGAAAAGGAGGGGCCGGCCAUGGGGUGGCUGCGGCUGGUCCUGGCCCUGGUGGCCGUCAGGGCCUCUCUGAUCCUGCUGGGGCUGCUGGUGCCCUCGCAGGCGGUGGUGCGGGCCGUGCUGGAUGGCAACUCGAGCACGGUGGACUUUGCGGACUUGCCAGCCCUGUUCGGGGUCCCCCUAGCCCCUGGGGGCAUGCGGGGCUACCUGAUGGAGGCCAAGCCGGCCAACGCAUGUCAUCCCAUCGAGGGCCCGCAGCCGGGCAACGGCUCCCUGGGCGCCAUCGUGCUGAUCCGCCGCUAUGACUGCACAUUUGACCUCAAGGUGCUGCACGCCCAGCGGGCCGGCUUCGAGGCGGCCAUCGUGCACAACGUGCGCUCCAACGACCUGGUGCGCAUGGCCCAUGUCUACGAGGACCUGCGGCGCCAGAUCGCCAUCCCGUCGGUGUUUGUGGGCGAGGCCGCCUCGCAGGACCUGCGGGGCAUUGUGCGCUGCGAUAAGUCGGCCCAUAUCCUCCUGUUGCCCGACCACCCGCCCUGCCCGGACCUGGACUGCCACCCCGUGCUGGCCAUCUCCUGGGUGCUGGGCCGCACCCUGGCCCUGCUCGCGUUCGCCACCUUCGUCCUGCAGCGCCUGUGGAACUGGCUGUGGGCCUGGUGGGCCCGUGGGCCGGCGGCCAAGGCGCAGGCCAGCCAGAGGGCCCAGGUGCGCACCUUCACAAGACGCAAUGACUUGUGCGCCAUCUGCCUGGACGAGUAUGAGGAGGGUGACCGACUCAAGAUCCUCCCCUGCUCCCAUACCUAUCACUGCAAGUGCAUCGAUCCCUGGUUCUCCCAGGCCACCCAGCGCUCCUGCCCUGUGUGCAAGCAAUCGGUGGCCGGCACGGAGGACGGCUCUGACUCCACUGUUGACAGCUUCGGCAACGAGGAUGACCCCUCGUUGCCCGGCCACCACCCCCCGAUCUGGGCCAUCCAGGCCCGGCUGCGCGCCCGGAGGCUGGAGCUUCUGGUCCGAGCCAGUCCUGGCCGCCGCUGCAGCACCACCUCCGUGGGUGCGGCUGAGGCCAAUGAGGGGCUCCCUGAACCCCUCUGA
This is a messenger RNA of Vicugna pacos (alpaca), 1446 nucleotides long. It is a transcript of the gene ZNRF4, whose product is annotated as zinc and ring finger 4. The record is from RefSeq and is a predicted model, not a curated record. NCBI's taxonomy places the organism in Eukaryota, Metazoa, Chordata, Mammalia, Artiodactyla, Camelidae.